Messenger RNA from Myripristis murdjan (pinecone soldierfish), 1384 nucleotides. RefSeq names its product lysophospholipase 1 (gene lypla1). The transcript is spliced from 9 exons. The coding region runs from base 312 to 1010 and encodes 232 amino acids. Gene Ontology annotation, biological process: protein depalmitoylation. The record is from RefSeq and is a predicted model, not a curated record. Gene Ontology annotation, cellular component: cytoplasm. NCBI's taxonomy places the organism in Eukaryota, Metazoa, Chordata, Actinopteri, Holocentriformes, Holocentridae. Gene Ontology annotation, molecular function: carboxylic ester hydrolase activity; palmitoyl-(protein) hydrolase activity.
CUACAGAGCGUGACGGUUCCGGCGAGUGCGGUUGUUUCUUGUGAUCCGGUGUGGGUAAACGGUGCCAUAUUAUUCUCGGCAAAAUUCAACUCCCACAACAACAACAACAACAAAAAGACACCGCUAUCUCCGAGCUGUAAACAAGACGGUGGGGGUUUCCUGUCUCGCUUCUCGUUCGGCUUUUGUCCGUGUGCUCUCCUCGCAUGGCAGCUGUGUGACAAACAGAGACAGACCAAGGACGAUUGACAGCUGCCGACAGGAGGAACGGUAGUAACACAAUUCUCGGUACAUGUCCGCUGCCUGAGCGCUGUAUGUGCGGCAAUAACAUGUCAGCGCCUUUACCUGCCAUAGUGCCUGCUGCCCGGAAAGCCACAGCAGCGGUGAUAUUUCUCCAUGGCUUGGGCGACACAGGGCAUGGCUGGGCAGAGGCGUUUGCAGGCAUCAGGAUGCCACAUGUCAAGUACAUCUGUCCACAUGCUCCAACCAUGCCUGUCUCCUUGAACAUGAGAAUGUCUAUGCCUUCUUGGUUUGAUAUCUACGGGUUGAGCCCGGACUCGAACGAAGAUGAGACCGGCAUUAAAAGAGCUUCAGAAAACAUUAAAGCCUUGAUAGACCAAGAAGUGAAGAAUGGAAUACCUUCUCACAGAAUAAUGCUCGGUGGAUUUUCACAGGGCGGAGCGUUGUCCCUCUACACUGCUCUGACGUCUCAGCAGAAGUUGGCCGGAGUGGUCGCCCUGAGCUGCUGGCUUCCUCUCCGAAACUCCUUCCCUCAGGCCGCGGCCAACAGUGCUAACAAGGACAUGCAUGUCCUACAAUGCCACGGUGAUGCUGAUCCCCUGGUCCCCUUCAUUUUUGGCAGUCAAACGGUAGAGAGGAUGAAAAGCCUCAUCAAUCCAGCAAACAUCACCUUCAAGACCUAUCGGGGACUACCUCACAGCGCCUGCCCAGAGGAAAUGGUGGACGUCAAGCGGUUCAUAGAAAAGCAGCUUCCACCCAUCCGAGAUGAAUGAACGUGCGAGUGGCUGCACACCCACACAGCACCAUCAGUCCAACGAGCUUGACUCCAGUGACGCUCCAUGGACCCGAGGAACCACUGACUGACUUGACUCAAUAAACCACGCUGCUACUCAUAGAGGCGGACAGGACGGGGGCUAGACUUUAGCCCAGAGGAGGCAUGACUGAAGUGAUGCAGUAUCCUGGACAGGAGCCACACACAAUCCUGUGUUACAAUAGAGUAACAUUAGUUGCCACUGUUGAUUGUAUAGCUAUUUGCUAUUGAAAAAAAGCCAUUUCCUGCACGAAAUUUGCGUAUUGGAAUAACUAGGGCUAUACUUUAUGGUUUAAUACAUAAUGUCUCACAAUAAAUGGCUUGUUGUUAAUAAUG